Molecule: messenger RNA, 1258 nt
Organism: Beta vulgaris subsp. vulgaris (sugar beet)
Lineage: Eukaryota; Viridiplantae; Streptophyta; Magnoliopsida; Caryophyllales; Amaranthaceae
Product: meiotic nuclear division protein 1 homolog
Exons: 11
Coding region: 287-943 (218 amino acids)
Biological process (GO): reciprocal meiotic recombination
Cellular component (GO): nucleus
Molecular function (GO): double-stranded DNA binding
Source: RefSeq, a predicted model, not a curated record
CAAUUCUCGUUUUUAUGUAACUUAGCAUUUCCGAAUUAGGGUUUUUGCAGAUCAUUGAUCAAUUUUUUUUUUUUUUUAAUGUUUUUGUUGUAGUUCGUUCAUUUGUUUGAUUAGCUAGCUAGUUAUAGUUAUUAUGAUUCAUAUCUGUAUACAAUAAUCAUUUCGUUAAUUGCUAUCCAUUUAUUGUUGAAUUUCUUGAUGAUUGUUGGAUCGUUUUAAUUUUGUAGAGUAUCAGAAACUUGGUUGAUUUAGUGAGUGCUUUAUCUACGUACAAUAUUGUCCAAACAUGUCCAAGAAGAGAGGUCUUUCACUAGAAGAGAAGCGUGAGAAGAUUCUUCAGAUCUUCUAUGAUUCACAAGAUUUCUUUCUUCUUAAGGAGCUUGAGAAGAUGGGUCCAAAAAAAGGUGUCAUCAGUCAAUCAGUGAAGGAUGUUGUGCAGAGUCUCGUGGAUGAUGACCUUGUCCUAAAGGACAAGAUUGGAAGUUCUAUAUACUUUUGGAGUCUUCCUAGCACAGCUGGAAAUCAGCUUAGGAAUGUGUCUCGCAAACUAGAAUCUGAUCUUCAUGCCAGCAAGAAACGUUAUGCUGAGCUGGUGGAACAGUGUAAUGCCCUGAAGAAGGGACGCGAAGAAUCUGAUGACAGAGAGGAGGCUUUAAGCGAAUUAAAAUCUGUCGAGCUUAACCACAAAGAAUUGAAGAAUGAACUGGCACAGUAUGCAGAUAAUGAUCCUGCUACUUUUGAGACAAUGAAAAAAGGUAUAGAAGUUGCGUAUUCAGCUGCCAACAGGUGGACAGAUAACAUCUUCACUUUGCGGCAGUGGUGUGCCAAUAACUUCCCACAGGCUAAAGAACAGCUUGAACACUUGUACCAGGAGGCAGGAAUUACAGAUGAUUUUGAUUAUCUGGAGCCGCCAAAUGUAGCUCCAGUUGGGUCUCCAACCUAGUCCUGAAGAUGAAUUUAUUCUGAUGCAGCUUUGCAUAAAAUCUCUUUGCCCAAAGAGCAGGAUAUCUGGUGCUGGCCGCUCAUCGCUGGUAGUGAUGUCUUUUUAACUGACAUUGUCUAGGAAAAUCCAUUGGAGAACCAGACUGAAUGUAGUGUGCAUAUGCUUGUACUUAAGUUCGAGCUGAACAAUCUGUAAGAACUACCCGCACCCCUGAUCCUAUUACCUAUUGCGAGCAGAAAUUCUUGAGCUUUGGGUCUUUAUGGCAAACAAAUUACACUGUACAUAUUUGGUUGCUGUUCACUCGUUCUUCCUUCC